AUAAAUCCACUCAUCUCCAUCAUUAUUCUAACAACCCUCAUUCUAAGUACGACAAUCGUAAUAACUAGCUCCCACUGAUUAUUUGCCUGAAUCGGAUUUGAAAUAAACACAAUAGCUAUUAUCCCCAUUAUAAUAAAAAUUCCCAACCCCCGAGCUACAGAAGCUUCAACUAAAUAUUUUUUAACACAAGCCACUGCAUCUAUACUUCUUAUAAUAGCCAUCAUUAUUAACUCAAUAUACUCCGGUCAAUGAACUAUCAUAAACCUUUUUAAUCCAACAGCAUCAACACUAAUAACAAUAGCCCUAGCCAUCAAACUAGGAUUAUCCCCAUUCCACUUCUGAGUACCCGAAGUAACACAAGGUGUUCCCCUAAUUACAGGCCUAAUCCUACUCACAUGACAAAAACUCGCACCAUUGUCAAUCCUUUACCAAAUCUCAUCAUCUAUUAACUUAAACUUAAUAUUAACUAUAUCCAUACUCUCAAUCCUAAUUGGAGGCUGAGGUGGACUAAACCAAACACAACUCCGAAAGAUCAUAGCUUAUUCAUCAAUUGCCCAUAUAGGAUGAAUAACAACUAUUUUACUAUACAAUCCAACUUUAACUCUACUAAACCUAUUAAUAUACAUUAUAAUAACCUUCACAAUAUUUAUAUUACUAAUCCAAAACUCUACUACCACCACACUAUCAUUAUCCCAAAUAUGAAAUAAAAUACCUAUCACCACAACCCUCACCAUACUUACCCUACUCUCAAUAGGAGGACUCCCUCCACUCUCAGGAUUUAUACCUAAAUGAAUAAUCAUUCAAGAACUGACAAAAAACGAUACCCUUAUCCUACCAACACUUAUAGCUAUAACAGCACUACUCAACUUAUAUUUCUACAUACGCCUCACUUAUUCCACAGCACUAACCUUAUUUCCCUCCAUAAACAAUAUAAAAAUAAAAUGACAAUUUCACUCCACAAAACGAAUAAUCCUUCUACCAACAGCAAUUGUAAUAUCUACAAUACUCCUACCCCUCACACCAAUAAUCUCCAUUCUACUAU
Mesoplodon densirostris (Blainville's beaked whale) is the source of this 1042-nucleotide messenger RNA. NCBI's taxonomy places the organism in Eukaryota, Metazoa, Chordata, Mammalia, Artiodactyla, Ziphiidae. The record is from the annotation of a RefSeq genome assembly.